AUGAAUGCUUCAAGCAAGAGAACCAGCCAGGAGGAGGGUUACUCUGGUCAUCGGAACGUAAAAAAAUUUGUUCAUGAAAAGGAAGGCAAAAAAGAAGGGGAAGAAGUAGUCAUGUCAUUGAAUAAAGAAAAAGAGGAGGGAAAUAAAGGCAAGACAUUCGCAAAUAUAACAUUGUGUUUGAUGGGAAUGUCAUCCGUGCUUCUAUACAACUGCGUCUUAAACACUACCCCUCAUAUACACGAAUUGCUUAAUAGAAAUAUCGUAGUAUCAUCCACUUUUUUUUUAUAUUUUUCAGUCCUAGUUUUCAUAUCAUUAAUAAGUUCAUUAUUCAUUGAAGUAAAAACAAGAACAUACGACAUAUGUUUUGUAAUUUCAUUUAUACUCCAACUUUUAUAUCCAUUGGUUGUAAAAUACUAUUAUGAUAAAACAGUUAUAUUUUAUUUGUUAAUUGGAUUCAUAGGAGCAACAUGUUCUAUGAUGAAAACGAUGAUUUUUUCAAUCGCAUCUAUUGUAUUGAAUAGUUCCAAAGUAAUUUGUUUAUCAUAUGGUUUAACCGGAAUAUACUCCCUUUUCAUUACAUCUACCUUUUUCUAUUUUUUAGUUAAAAUUGACAAAGAUGUAAAUAAACUUAUGCAGUCUAUACUUGUUACUUCUUUAAUUAAUUGCACAUUCAUUUUUGUAUCCUUCGUUUGUUAUUGCAUCUUAAAGAGCACUGAUGAUUUUAAGCGAAAUUUCAAAAAGUACAAUGACGAAAAAGAAGAGAAACGCAGAACCAGCAGCAUUUCAAUACUUACCUCAGAGAAUGGAGCAACCUCAAAGGGACCAUCUUUUUCAAUAGAAGUUGCAGAUUUUCCCACUAGGGAUAGUCAAAACGGAAGGCAAAAUCAGAACUCAACUGAAAUUUCUUCCAAUUACUCAAAUGAAAAUAGGGCCAAUAACACAACUGAAAAUGUGGCUAACAACACCACUAGAGAAAACUUAACUGCUAGCAGCACGCCGAUGAGCAAGAGAAAGAAUAAUUAUGAAACAGAGAAUGUUAUUUCAAUUAAAGCAGAGAAUGAUAAUAACACCCAAGUGAAGGGAAAAAGAAAUAAAAGCCAUUUUUUCCGAAAUUUUUUUUUAUUCAACGUGGAUAGAAAAAAUAUAAUGAAGCAAGCCAGAAUAAAAGCAUUUUUAUAUAAAAAGUCUCUAAUAUUUCUAUUUUGCACCUUUUACAAUAUUUUUUUGAAGAUUGCUGUUUUUCCUGUAGUCUGUCCUGAAAUGUGGACUAAAAACGUUGAUGAACGAUAUAUACUAAUUGGUAUGGUGCAGCUAGCCGAUUGUAUAAGUAGAAUAUUCCCAACAUUUGCUGAGGCAAUUCCAAUUUUUAAAAUAUUUCUCCUACCACAAAGAAGGGUAUUAAUAUAUUCUCUCGCAAGAACAUUUUUGUCUCUCCUAUGCUUGCUAAUCCCAUUGACAGACAUGCCCUUACUUCAAAAUUUUGCUUUCAAGUGUGUUCUUAUUUUUUCAAAUAUUUAUCUAAAUGGUUGGUUUGUCGUCUUGUCCUUUAUUAACAUUUCAGACGUCUUAAAGCCUCUCAAUUCCAUGAGCAAUGUAGCUAUGGUGAGUAGUUUCGGGUCCACGUUGCUCCGAGUUGGGCUUCUCACUGGCUAUGGUGCCUCAACUAUUUACAAGUACUUCGUUACCGCCGCUAAUAAAUAA
Molecule: messenger RNA, 1701 nt
Organism: Plasmodium gonderi
Lineage: Eukaryota; Apicomplexa; Aconoidasida; Haemosporida; Plasmodiidae
Product: nucleoside transporter 2
Exons: 1
Coding region: 1-1701 (566 amino acids)
Biological process (GO): nucleoside transmembrane transport
Cellular component (GO): plasma membrane
Molecular function (GO): nucleoside transmembrane transporter activity
Source: RefSeq, a predicted model, not a curated record